AGAGAGAGAGAGAGAGAGAGAGAGGGACUGGUGGUGUUUCUCACGCAUUGCCUUACACAGAUCCCCAUGGCUUUUUAUGCAGGGAUGCUACCCAGCAUUCGCUUGGAGCUGAGUUCCUUUUAUUCUCUUUGUUUAGAUUGAAGUGAAGGGACCAUCUCUCUCUCUCUCUCUCUCUCCUAUAUAUGAGAGCUUGAGAGCCUGUGAGCGUGAAGUUGUUGGGUUAUAUUCUCGGAACUAGACAACACCAACAACAACAAAAAAAAAAAACCCAAGUGUGUGUGUGUGUUCUCUCAGAUGGGAGAAGAUUUCGAAAUGAUUACUUCUCUUCUUCCCAAUGAUUGAAGUCUCGAGCUCGUGCUUGCCCCGCACCGCAACGAGACAUGCUUAACGAAGCACCUACUUUUUAACUAAACGAGAAGAAGGAGAAGAAGAUGGAGAUGAAGUCUGUGAGCGAGAGCGGCAGUGGCACGAACGGUAAUAACUGGCUGGGGUUCUCUCUCUCGCCCCACCACCUGAAAAUGGAGGUCGCCCCACAGGCGGAGCAUCACCAGAACCACCACCAACACCACCACUAUCACCACCAGCCGCAGCAAGGUGAACCGGGAAGCUACUUUCUCUCGCCUCCUCCGCCGCCGCCGCCACACUUUAGCAGCUCGAGCCUGUGUUAUGGUGGCGGCGUUGGAGACGGCAACAAUGGUGGGUUCCUUCACUCUCCUCUGUCUGUCAUGCCUCUCAAGUCCGAUGGGUCUCUCUGCAUCAUGGAAGCCCUCACAAGAUCCAGACCCCAAGCAGGAUUAGGGCAAGGUUCAACGCCAAAGCUGGAGGACUUUUUGGGUGGUGCAAGUGCAACAGUGACGGCAACAACAGUGCCUCUCAGUUUGGACAGCUUGUAUAGCUACCAACAGAGUGCCGACCCAGAGAAACAGUCACUAGAUCUCCUUCACGAACCGUUCAGACACCAGCAACAGCAUCAGAUUUAUUAUCCCAAUGAGCUAACAUGCCCUGCUUUGUACCAUUCGCCACUGGCUGAGGAGGAACCAAAGGACUCUCACAUUGCAAGCUGUGAUGAGAACAGCGGGUACUCUUGCCUGAAAAGUUGGGUCACAAGGAAUUUCUCUUCUUCUUCUUGUCAUGUUGGGUUGGACCAGAUGAGCAGUGGCAUGGUAUGUAAUAACGGGGGUAAUAGCUCUGACGCUGUGGGUCCAAUGGAGUGUGGUGACUUGCAGAACCUGAGUUUGUCCAUGAGUCCAAGCUCAACUUCGAGCUGUGUCACAGUCCCAACAAGGCAGAUUUCACCUACUGAGAAUGAGUGUGUGGGUAUGGAGAUGACCAAGAAGAGGUCAAGUAAUUGCCAGAACAAGCAGCCUGUUCACAGGAAGUCCAUCGACACUUUUGGACAGAGGACUUCUCAGUAUAGAGGGGUCACCAGGCAUAGAUGGACUGGUAGAUAUGAAGCUCAUCUUUGGGAUAACAGCUGCAAGAAGGAGGGGCAGACCAGGAAAGGAAGGCAAGUCUACUUGGGGGGUUAUGAUAAGGAAGAGAAAGCUGCAAGGGCAUAUGAUCUCGCUGCUCUCAAGUACUGGGGACCUUCGACACAUAUAAACUUUCCGCUAGAAAAUUAUCAGAAAGAGCUGGAGGAAAUGAAGAACAUGAGCAGGCAGGAGUAUGUUGCACAUUUGAGAAGGAAGAGUAGUGGAUUUUCUAGAGGGGCUUCGAUGUACAGAGGGGUUACAAGACACCACCAGCAUGGAAGAUGGCAAGCUCGGAUCGGUCGUGUUGCCGGAAACAAGGACCUUUAUCUUGGGACAUUUAGCACUCAAGAGGAAGCAGCCGAGGCAUAUGACAUAGCUGCCAUAAAGUUCCGCGGUGUAAAUGCUGUGACCAACUUCGACAUCAGUAGAUACGACGUGGAACGGAUUAUGGCGAGCAGCACCCUCCUCGCAGGGGAGCUUGCCCGCCGAACUAAGGAGAUCGCGCCCAGUGAGGAAGUUGCCGAGUAUAAUGCACUGACCCAGCAAAAAAUUAGCGGCGACGGAACUCUUCAGCUUGAGAGCAAUGGCAACGUCGCACAUGGUUCGGAUUGGAAGAUGGUUCUGUACCAGUCCUCGCCGCAGCUCCAAGCUAGCUGUAAUCAGUCACUUGAUCACAAUUCUAUAGGUUGUCCUUCUGGUGGUAACUAUAGGAACUCAUCAUUUUCAAUGGCCCUACAUGAUCUCAUAGGUUUGGAGUCUUCAGUUAACUCAAGCCAGCCAUCAGUCGAUGAUCCGGCUAAUAAGCUAGGGACACGUCACUUGUCGAACCCGUCUUCCUUGGUGACCAGCUUGAGCAGCUCGAGGGAGGCCAGCCCUGACCGAGCCGGGUCGGUGGUGGCUUUUGCUAAUAAGCCUCCAGUAGUUUCGAAGCUCGCAAACGCUAGUCGUACUUCAGCUUCUGUGACUUCUUGGUUUCCCUCAGCCCACAUGAGGCCUAGUUCAAUUUCCAUGUCUCAUCUUCCCGUUUUUACUGCUUGGAAUGACACCUGAAAGGAAAGUUUUUGCAUGGAGAAAGAGGGUGGGAAGAGGAAGAGGGAGGCACUGGUGUUGGUGGUGGAAAAAGUUAGGAUGUGGGAAUUAUUUCUUUUUGUUUUUACCUUCAUGUUGUUAUUUUAGUACUUUUUUAGGGUUUAGUGGAUGAAAUUAGGGGAGAAUGACUUGGGGGACCAGCCAUCUCUGUCUGUAUCCAUAGUGUAGGCCAUGCAAAGAACCUUUUUUGAAACUGAAACCACUUUUGGUUUUUGGCUCAUAUUGGAAUAUAUCAAGAAUUUUGCAAAUGGGUGGGAAAUGAUAUUUGAGAGGGUCUCUAAUGAUUAAAAUUCUUGUAAGAUGAUGUUGGCGAUAUGGAAGUGGGCUCUUUUCUUUC
Messenger RNA from Syzygium oleosum, 2898 nucleotides. RefSeq names its product AP2-like ethylene-responsive transcription factor CRL5. Gene Ontology annotation, biological process: regulation of DNA-templated transcription. The transcript is spliced from 9 exons. NCBI's taxonomy places the organism in Eukaryota, Viridiplantae, Streptophyta, Magnoliopsida, Myrtales, Myrtaceae. Bases 432 to 2522 code for a protein of 696 amino acids. The record is from RefSeq and is a predicted model, not a curated record. Gene Ontology annotation, molecular function: DNA binding; DNA-binding transcription factor activity.